Molecule: messenger RNA, 3083 nt
Organism: Pimephales promelas (fathead minnow)
Lineage: Eukaryota; Metazoa; Chordata; Actinopteri; Cypriniformes; Leuciscidae
Gene: srpk1a
Product: SRSF protein kinase 1a
Biological process (GO): intracellular signal transduction; peptidyl-serine phosphorylation; spliceosomal complex assembly
Cellular component (GO): nucleus; cytoplasm
Molecular function (GO): ATP binding; protein serine/threonine kinase activity
Source: RefSeq, a predicted model, not a curated record
GCGCGUGUCCGGGGGCGCGCGCGCAUGCGCAGGGCCACCCAAGCCGCCAACUGAAGGGGCCAACAUGGAGAGAAAAGUUCUGGCACUUCAGGCGAGGAAAAAAAGGGCCAAAGCCAAGAAGUCGACCAAGAAGCCAGCACAUCCUCCACGCGGGGCAUCACAACAACAGCAGCAGCCUCCUACAGAGACCCAGAUACAAGCUGAGCCCGAAGAGGAAAUCCUAGGCUCUGAUGAUGAAGAGCAAGAAGAUCCCAAUGACUAUUGCAAAGGAGGCUAUCACCAUGUGAAAAUAGGGGACCUAUUCAAUGGUAAAUACCAUGUGAUCCGGAAGCUGGGGUGGGGACAUUUCUCCACUGUGUGGCUGGCCUGGGACAUCCAAGGGAAGCGGUUUGUUGCAAUGAAGGUGGUUAAGAGUGCAGAGCAUUACACUGAAACAGCUCUGGAUGAAAUAAAGCUACUCAGAUCUGUCAGAAAUACAGACCCUGAUGAUCCAAACAGAGAGAUGGUUGUGCAGCUACUGGAUGACUUCAAGAUCUCAGGGGUCAAUGGGACUCAUGUCUGCAUGGUGUUUGAAGUUCUAGGGCACCACUUGCUUAAAUGGAUUAUCAAGUCCAACUAUCAAGGCUUACCUCUGCCUUGUGUCAAGAGUAUCAUUCGACAGGUUCUUCAAGGUCUGGAUUACUUGCACACCAAGUGUCAAAUCAUCCACACAGACAUAAAGCCAGAGAACAUUCUCAUGAGUGUGGAUGAGGUAUAUAUCCGGCGGUUGGCUGCAGAGGCCACUGAGUGGCAGAAAGCAGGCGCUCCCCCUCCAUCUGGGUCAGCAGUGAGCACUGCCCCAGCACCUAAACAGGCACCGAAAAUGUCGAAAAACAAGAAAAAGAAGCUAAAGAAGAAGCAGAAGCGUCAAGCAGAGCUCCUGGAGAAGUGCAUUAUGGACUUGGAGGAGAUGGAGAUUGGGCCUGAAGGCAGAGAGGAGGAUGGGGAGGAGGAUGACCCAGAAUCCCCCAAAUCCCCCACCUACGCCCCACUCCGACAGGCAUCACUCCAGGAUAUUGCUACUGAGAACACAAUAAUGGAGACCAGAGAGAGACUAACAUCAGAUGCCUCACUUGAGCUCAACUGUAACGGCUGCAUGCACUCCAGUCAAAGGCAACCUGAGGAGGACGAUCAAUGUGACCAGCAACAUGGCCAACUUCUACAGGAGGACCACCAUAAUGCGAACACAGGCCCAGAGGACACCGUUCAAAGCAUGUAUGAGUACUGUAAUGGGGCAGAGUCCCCGGAACUGGACCAGGCCAGCUAUAGUAAUGGCACCUCAGGACGAGAGCUGCUGGAGGAGGCAGAACUUCCAUCUGGGGAGCAAGAUCAGCAAAAGACUAGAACCAGAGCCAGGGAACAGAACAAGGAUAAGCUAAAGAAUGAUAAGCUGUCAGCUGGAAGCCUAUUGGUCAAUCCACUGGAUCCACUUAACUCUGAGCAGAUCAAGGUCAAGAUCGCUGACCUUGGCAACGCCUGCUGGGUGCACAAGCACUUUACUGAAGACAUUCAGACCCGACAGUACCGCUCCCUGGAGGUGCUGCUAGGAUCCGGCUACAGCACACCUGCUGACGUAUGGAGCACAGCCUGCAUGGCGUUUGAAUUGGCCACUGGCGAUUAUUUGUUUGAGCCUCACUCUGGUGAAGAUUACUCCAGAGAUGAAGACCACCUUGCUCUGAUUAUUGAGCUUUUGGGGCAUAUCCCCCGUCACUAUGCUCUGAGUGGGAAAUUUUCACAGGAAUAUUUCAGCCGGAAAGGUGAGCUGAAGCACAUCACUAAACUGAAGCCGUGGGGUUUACUGGAGGUUCUGAUGGAUAAAUACGAGUGGCCUCGUGAGGAGGCCGAGACCUUCGCUGAUUUCCUGCUUCCUAUGCUGGAGCUCCUGCCAGAGAAAAGAGCCACUGCUGCCGACUGUCUGCGACACGCUUGGCUUGCCCUCUAGUGGCCUCUUGACCUCACUGCACAUACUCCAGGCACUCUCCAGAGACUGCAACAGAUCACUUUCCAGUUUAUAGAGCAUAUCGGCAUACUUAUUUUUCUUCGGUUUAUCUGAGUGAAAUCUUUUGCUGGGUUCGCCAGAGGAAUAGUAAACCUGUCUGUUUUUGUUCUAGCUGUUUUUUUUCCUACUCUUUUCAGACUUAAGAUUUUUUGUGUGAGGGUCACACCUGCUGUGAUCUUUCUAACUUCCCUUUUAUCUUGGCAAAGGAUGAAAUGUAGACCUAGGAAAUGCCUGUUUAGGUACCUGGGGAAUUCUCAGUUUUAAGUUAUAAAAUAUUAAGAUUAGGGUCUGUUUUUUUUUUGUUGCCGUGCUUACUUCUCCAGAGUGCUGACAGCUCGGACUGCAGUGCGAGGCACAAGAGAUCAUUUUGUUACUUGUAGUGAAAAAAGAAAAAGAAAAAGUGGUUUCUGGAAAGGGAAUUAUUUGGUUUACCUUUUUUGACUGUAGAGUAUAAAUUAAGAUGUUCUGUCCUGCGUCAAGACUCGCCACACUUCUGUGUUUCUCAACUAUACAAGUGUCUUUUGUGUGUGUUUAUUAGUUCAGUAGGUUUUGAUCUUGUCUGUCUCUGAUUAGAUUUUGAAGAGCUGAAAUCUUCUCACUCAUGGUCAAUACAUUUUGUGUACAAGACGCUUCCACGUAAGGUGAGUAACUGUCAAAGGGCCACCAAAAAAAUUAUAUUUGUGUGGGGGGAAAAAAGAAACAUUUAUUGUCUGAGUGUGUGUUGUACGUAUGUGUUUGUGUGCGCGCAUGUGCAUGCGUGUGUGUCUGUAUAUAUGUGUACCAAAGAGUUUGCCUUGAUCUGUAUAUUACAGCCAUGUACAGUUUUUAAAAAGAAAAUCCUACUAUUGCAUCUAAGCUAAGAUUAUUUAGCAGGAUAGAAGUGUUUUAAUAAAGCAUUUGGAAGAUGGGUGUACCUGUUUGUCCGUCUUGCUGUUCUCAAAAAUAAUUAAAUGCUAUAAAAUGCAGGUUACCUUUCACUGUAAUUGUCACCAACCUUUUGGGUGGAUAUUUGUGCAAAACAAUAAAAAAGUGGAAAAGGAAAAGA